AUGACAUUGGCUACACUUACUGCAGGCUUCAUAGCCCUAUGGAUGCUGCACGGGGCUCGAGAUCCUACCAUGUCAAAGACCUUGGCUUAUUCUCAAGUCAUCGGAAAAAUCAAAAGCAAAGUGAGGAUCUUUCAAGGCGAUUUUGCUUUCCUUGCCAACUACAGCUACACAUUGGGCGCAGACCAGCUCACCGACUUUGGAAAGCGAGAACUAGUAAAUUCAGGGAGGGCUUUCUUUAAUCGAUACGAAGAUCUUGCCAAGAACACCCUACCAUUUGUCAGAGCCUCGGGUCAGCCGCGUGUCAUUGACUCCGCUCAAGAAUUCAACAAAGGGUUUCAUCGUGAAAAGACAGCUGGAGGAACCCAGGAUGACGAGUACCCGUAUAGUGUGACUGUUAUCAGCGAGGCUGACGGUUCGAACAAUACCCUGGAUCACGGGCUUUGCACCGCUUUCGAGACCUCUAAUAUUAGCUCCACCGCUCAAGCCACAUAUGCCUCCGUAUUUACUCCAUCGAUCACUGCACGUCUGAACGCCAAUCUUCCAAACGCAAGCCUCACCCUUACAGACACAAUUUUCAUCAUGGACCUAUGCCCAUUCGAGACGGUGGUUUCAUCGUCCAGCAACCCCUCUCCUUUCUGCGCUCUCUUCACUCGAGCCGAGUGGAAGCAGUAUGAUUACUACCAAACACUGGGCAAAUACUAUGGCUAUGGCGCUGGUAAUCCGCUUGGACCUACGCAAGGUGUUGGAUUCGUCAAUGAGCUUGUUGCGCGCCUAACGGGGAAGCCGGUAGUUGAUCAUACGAGUGUCAAUCGAACGCUUGAUACAAACCCCAAUACUUUCCCCCUGGGAAGGAGCCUGUAUGCAGACUUCGGGCACGAUAACGACAUGACUGCCGUCUUUGCGGCGCUAGGACUGUAUAACAGCACCCUUCCUCUGAGCACGACUCAUACCAUGACUGUGGAAGAAAUGCACGGGUAUUCGGCCGCUUGGACUGUGCCUUUUGCGGCCCGGGCGUACUUUGAGAAGUUGCAAUGUGAUGGGGAGGAAGAAGAAAUGGUGAGAGUGCUGGUGAAUGAGAGAGUGCUGCCCUUGGAGAGUUGUGGAGGCGAUACACUGGGCAGAUGUAUGCUUGGUAGAUUCGUCGAGAGUCUCGGCUUUGCGCAAGCUGGUGGGUAUUGGAACCAAUGCUUUGAGGAAUCAGGCGAAAGAGGCGACGUCGAAGUGGCUUAG
Molecule: messenger RNA, 1230 nt
Organism: Letharia lupina
Lineage: Eukaryota; Fungi; Ascomycota; Lecanoromycetes; Lecanorales; Parmeliaceae
Exons: 2
Coding region: 1-1230 (409 amino acids)
Molecular function (GO): acid phosphatase activity
Source: RefSeq, a predicted model, not a curated record